This is a messenger RNA of Aphanomyces invadans, 5117 nucleotides long. RefSeq lists its product as hypothetical. The transcript is spliced from 12 exons. Gene Ontology annotation, molecular function: voltage-gated sodium channel activity; voltage-gated calcium channel activity. Gene Ontology annotation, biological process: calcium ion transmembrane transport. NCBI's taxonomy places the organism in Eukaryota, Oomycota, Saprolegniomycetes, Saprolegniales, Verrucalvaceae. The record is from RefSeq and is a predicted model, not a curated record. Gene Ontology annotation, cellular component: plasma membrane; voltage-gated calcium channel complex; voltage-gated sodium channel complex. Bases 26 to 5020 code for a protein of 1664 amino acids.
UCGACAACGGAUCCCGACGCGCGGGAUGGCGCCGACGCGUCCGAAUGAAGCCAGUGGACCGUCGAUCACAAAGGUCCAAGUGCGACCCAGCAUGCCAACGACGUCGUCGCCCACGAUGGCUGGGACGAAGCAGGCAACUCCACCGAAACUGGGGGCGCUGGUUCGAUCGAACAGCGUCAAGGAAAUGAUGGCCCGCGCUGCCAAGUCCAAGAUGAUGCAUGCAAAGCUAGAAGCGAGACUCGGGGGAACAAAGCGGCACGUAAAAUACAACGACCUCCAGGCCCGGUCACUCGGGUGCCUCACACAGCAAAACCCGAUCAGGCGGUUCUGCGUCAACAUCAUCAAGUCGCCUUGGUUCGACCGAUUUAUUGUGCUCAUGGUGCUGGCCAACACGCUCAUCUUGAGCCUCGUCGAUUACUCCGAGCCGUGGGAGUCCGGUCCGAACCCAACCAAACUCGGCAACAUUAUCGUUGCUCGAGCGAACGACAUCGCGCUUUUGAUAUUCAGUGCAGAAGCAGUCGUCAAAAUUAUUGCGUUGGGCGUGACAGGUCCGUACUCGUACUCGCUCGACAACUGGAACAAACUCGACGCCAUCGUCGUCCUGACCGGGCUGGCCUCCAAAAUCCUCGAGUCGCUCGAGCGUGACUCGGUUGUGGGCCUAACGCAACUGCGAAUGUUGCGCAUUCUACGACCGCUUCGUACGCUGCACUCGCUUCCAGGAUUGAAAGUUCUCGCCAACAGCGUUCUGUCCAGUUUGCCCGCCCUGUUCAACGUGACCAUUCUCCUCGGGUUUAGUUACCUCGUGUUUGCAAUCCUGGGCAUGGACAUUUGGGCCGGGUCGUACCACGGCCGAUGUCGGCUGACCGAAUUCCCCGUGCAGCUCAACUUUAAUGCGUCCGCCGCCCCGAUAAACUUUACCUACCCAAACCAGACGUGGAUCGACACAGUCGUAAAGGAUCCUGCCGUCUAUCGGUGCGUCGAUAUGGCCAACGACUCGCCCGACUGGACGCCGCAAAACUGCUUCUGGCCCCUCGAUCCCGCCGACACGGUGGGGCUAUACUGCGGGAGUCGCGAGUGCAGCCCCGGAACAUUCUGCGGGUCCAACUACGACGUCAACGGCCAGCCGCGAUUCCUCGACAUCUUCGUCAACACAACGACACCGUCGACAGCGCCGGCAUUCUCCAUCAUGACCGAGCCCGACUUUACGCCAAACCUGAAUUUUGGCUUGACGAGCUUUGACAACGUUGGAAGCGCCAUGAUCAUCAUCCUACAAGUUGUCACGGCGUCGGGGUGGAUGGUGAUAACUCAAAAUACGCAAGACUGCCUGUCGUCCGUCCUGGGCGGCAUCUACUUUAACUUGGCUCUCUUCAUCGGGAUGUGCUUCCUCUUGCAGCUCAACAUGGCCGUCGUGUACUUUGAGUACCAAAAAGCCAAGGAAAUGCAAGAGCUUGUUCGACUCGGUUCGAUCCCACCCGCGUUUCGGCGACAGGCCACGAUGAUCACGCGGAAAGAAUCCAUCGACAACUUUUUCAAAACGCAAAAGUUCACCGAGGCCAAGACGCUCCGCCGCGAAAACUCGACCCAUGCCAUCGGUCGGACCGCAAUCUCGCUACGAAAGGUCUUACUCAGCAUUGCACUGUCCAAGUGGUUUCAAACCAUGGCAACGUGCGUCACAGCCGUGAACGUUCUGCUGCUGUGCUCCGACCAUUAUCCAUCCGAGCCGUCGUUCGACCACUGGAGCGAAGUGCUCAAUGCCGUUUGUCUCGCGUACUUUAUUUUUGAAAUGACGGUGAAACUUGUGGCGGGCGGGGCGAGGUCGUACCUCGGGGACAAGUUCAACCUGUUCGACUUGCUCACGAUCGUGGCCGGCAUUGUGGAAUUCUUCAUCGAUCCGCCGCGCUUCAUCGACGGGACGCCCGGCAACACGUCACCGAUCGCGACGUUCCGGCUCAUUCGCGCGCUAAAGUUUGUUCGGUCGUGGAAGAGCUUGAAUCGGCUCAUGGUGGCCAUCAUGGACGCGAUGAGCGAGAUUCUCAACUUUCUCUUCUUCCUCUUCAUGUUUAUUUACAUUUACGCGCUGCUGGGGAUGGAGCUGUUUGCGACUAAAUUUCAUUUUGACGGCGACAGCCGCCCGCUCCCGUUCAACAACACGAACCCGACAGCAACGCUGCGCCGCACCAACUUUGACUCGAUUCGCCAGGCUGUCAUGGCCGUGUUCCAAGUUAUCACGUACGACGAGUGGCCGUCCGUCAUGUACGACGGAUGGCUGAGCACGGGAGCCAUCGCCCCCGUGUACUUUAUCAGCAUCGUCGUGUUUGGCGUGUGGAUUAUCAUGAGUAUGUUUUGCGCCAUCAUGGUGGACUCUGUCAUGGAAGGAGUCGGCGAUGUCAACGACGAUGAUGCGCGCAGUCUUGUCCCGUCGUUGGCUGUGAUUCGCCUCAAACGAGCCAUGCGGAUGGUGCUGGCCAUAACGAAAUUCCGGCGUAAUGCAAUUGUGCCCACCAGUGUCCGCGCUUCCGUUAAGAAACUCCACACGAGCAGAAGUUUGGGUUUGUUUUCGUACACGAAUCCCAUUCGCAAGGCGUGCGUGGCCGCGAUCGUUCACCCGCUCUGGAACAAGGCCAUGUUUGGCAGCAUUGGAGUGUCGUGCAUUUUUACAGCGAUCGAUUCGCCGCUCCAAGACACAGCGGUGGGUGUUGGCUUGCUCGUUGAAAUUGCCAACAAAUUGUUUGCCGUGUUGUUUGCGUUUGAAAUGGUCGUGACGGUGGUGGCGCUCGGGUUGGUUGUCGGACGCCGCACGUACCUGCGCGACCCGUGGCGCGUGCUCGAUUUCUUCAUCGUGAUCGUGUCGCUUCUCUCGUGGGCGAUUGGAAAUGACGCAGGUGGGGCACUCAGCGGUCUUCGAUCGCUGCGAAGUUUGCGCGCGCUGCGACCUCUCCGCGUCAUCAACAAGCUGCCCCAGCUCAAGGUUGUCGUCAACACGCUCUUUCAGUGCCUCCCCGACAUUGGCCGGUCUCUGGUCUUCUUCUUCUUCAUGCAGCUCUUGUUUGCCGUGCCCGGGGUCAUUUUCUUCAAGGGUUCGCUCAACACAUGCUCGAUCAGUCCAUAUCAGUAUCUCGACCACCCAACGUUCUCGCCCCCUCCGCCAUGGUUUCCGUCCAACUACUCGGGGAAUUACACGAUGGCGGAGCUGCAAGUGGUCGACAUCAUGACGUUCCCCACCAACUGGUCUCUCCUCGACCCGUCGAUCCAGGCGCUCCUGGCGUCGACAUGCAACAUGACGGAAGCGUCGCUUGCGGAGCAGCAAUUUGUCCCGACGUCCAAGCAAAUUUGCACGUGCUUUAGCCCGCAAACGUCGUGGAGCCCCCUCGUGCCGCAACGCUUCGACAACAUUGCCGAGUCCAUGAUGUCAUUCUUCGAACUCACGACAUUUGAAGGAUGGACGAACGUUGCGAACGCGUGCAUUGAUGCGACUGGGCCGGACACCCAGCCGCUGGCAAACCACCAGCCUUGGUUCAUGCUGUACUGGAUCGUGUUCAUGAUAGUUGGCGCGUUCUUCGUCACCAACAUGUUCAUUGCAGUGUUGUGCGACGCGUUCAUGCGGGAAAAGUACGGGGUCAUGGUCACGGACGAGCAGAUCGACUGGGUCAAAGACCAGCGCAAGGUUUUGUCGCUGUCGAUCACGGUGCACUACGACCCGCCGUCGUCGCGGUGGCGCCGGUGGUGCUUCUAUCUUGUUCGUCACAAGAAGUUCGAGUACGCCAUCAUUUCGUGCAUCUUGCUCAACAUGGCCGGCAUGACGGUGACGUAUUCGAGCCAGCCAGUGUGGAUGGCGCAAGCUCUGUCUCUCCUCAGCCGCGUCUGCCUGGUCGUGUUUGCCGCCGAAGCUGCGUUGAAGGUCGCGGCGUACGGUCCGUUGUACUUUGGCCAGGGAUCGAAUCGAUUUGACUUUGCCGUCGUGCUGCUCACGACUGUGUCCGAGUUGCUCCCCCAAAACAGUUCCGUGUCCGCCGGCGCCACCGUCUUUCGUAUCUUUCGCGUCGGCCGCGCCCUGCGCUUGAUCAACAAGGCCAAGCUGAUGCGGUCGCUAUUCAACACGGUCGUCGUGUCGCUUCCGUCCGUUGGCAACGUGAUGGGGCUCCUCAUGCUGCUCUAUUACAUCUUUGCCGCGCUAGGGGUUCAAUUGUUUGCCAAACUCAACGACGGCCCGGAAAUGGUAAACUCGCACCAGAACUUCCAAACGUUCUGGACGGCGUUCCAGAUGCUGAUCGGGUUCUCGACGGGUGAAAACUGGGACACGUUCAUGUGGGAAGCGUACAAUGUCGGGUGCCCCAACAGCGGCUGCGCGUCGUGGUUGAUCGUGCCGUAUUUCUACGCGUUCACGUUGAUUGUGGGGUACAUUGGGCUCAACUUGUUUUCAGGUACGGACGUCUGUCUGCCCAGAUUUCGUAUCGUCCGUAUUCGAUUAGCCAUCAUUGUGGACGCCAUCGGAGACGACGGAAAGUCACCCAUCACACCGGAGGCACUGGAAGCAUUCGCAGCCAAGUGGGCCGAGUUCGACCGCCUCGCGACCGGAUUUAUCAGAAUCCCGGAGCUGGUCGUGAUGCUGGGGCAGCUGCCGCCUCCGUUCGGGUUCAAGUGUGUUCCUGGCUUCACGCCGCGUCGCAUUCAAAAGGCAAUCGGGGACCUUCGCAUUCCCGUGUACGACCGAAUAUGGGUUCAUUUCAAGGACGUGCCGCGAGCGCUUGUGCAGCGGGUGUUGAGCCAGGGGAGCAAAAGCCGUUUUGAGGAGAUCACAGAGCUGGUCCAGCGGCUUGGCAUCGACAACGAAUUCGACUUGAUUUGGAAGCGAACGCACAAGAAAGCCGAAGUACUGGCCCUCGCAGGGCGAGAGAAGACACCGGUGAAGCUUGUCGUGGCAAGUCGCAUCAUCAUCACGUUCUUGAGGAAAGUGAACCACCACCGAGAACGCCGCCGACGGCGGUCGACCGUGAUCGAAACCAUCGCGUUGGAGUCGUGAUGUCUUGAUUCUAUGUUUCAAUUGGCUGUAAACAAUGGAAUUGUGGUGUAUUGACCCAAUGCAUGAUCACAUUUAGGGAGUUUUCCGUAUUUUUAAC